Messenger RNA from Penicillium brasilianum, 5110 nucleotides. The record is from the annotation of a GenBank genome assembly. Lineage: Eukaryota; Fungi; Ascomycota; Eurotiomycetes; Eurotiales; Aspergillaceae.
UACUUGACCACAGUCUUGGCUUCUCUGGGACUACACAAAUAGCUACGUCGCGCUUCUUAGCUACAAAUACACAAGGGCAGAACCUUGAUCAUAUGCAUUGCAUUGGAGAGCCAUGCCUCAUGAUAAGAACCCACGUCUUCUCAAUCCGAUAAGCAGCACCAGGGAGAGCGCCAGUAACAAUCAUGCAGAUGCUUCAUGCUUCAUGAUUCCCCAGCGAACUAAGAAUAGGGAGAUUACAUUCCAGAUUAUGUAUGGUCUCGAUGCCCGCCUCGUCAUCAUGAGCUGCACCCACUCGAUGGCCAUGCAGAUGGGGGCCAGACAAGAUGAAUCUCAUAAUCCACAUGAGAUUAGACCCCGCCCACCACGUAGUGGUCGCCGAGUACAUAGGCAGCUGUGCUGGAUCAUGUUAUAGCUAUCCUGAGCAGUAUCAGCCAUAAAUGGUGAUUCCAGACAACGUCGGCUAUCAUAGCUCGAUGGUUCUGGGAUUAGCUGCCAAUGUCAGCAUACGGAGUACAGAGCAACCAGUCGCGCCGCGGUCGGCACUGUCGCGUGUCGAGCAGCUCACCGCCUUCAUUUUGUGUUCAAACUCCGCACCUCCGAUUUGCGACGCCGAGAUCAAGGGACUCUUCAUGACAAUAAACCGCGCUGGACUGGGGUUUUCUAUGAUCCAAGUUGCCGUUUGAAGUUUUUCUCAUUUUCCAUCGAAAUUAGUGAUUCCUAAAUCCGUGAAUUGACGGAGCAGCGCUUCCCUGAGCCACCAGCGGAGCCAUCGCGUCAAAUCCGUCAGAAAUCCCCCAGGUUUCGACACUGACGUCUCAAGAGACCACUUCGAUCGCACAUCUCUCGUCGCAUGAGUGUCGUUAGCGCGCGAUCCGUCUGAGCUUGAGCGUGGCAUAUCAGGAAAAAUUCACGCACGUCCCAUGAUGCCUCUAACCCUCAUCGGAUUUUAGUGCAUCUAGGUCUCUGCCCGCGCCCUCUUCGCUACGAACAUAUCCUGAACCUGUUCGACCCGCUGGACGUUCAACAGGGCGCACCAUAUCAGUGUUCCAAGAGACAACCAAAUACUCUUUGGCCUUGUAUUUGCCCGACCUUGGCUAUGAUAGCAAAGAUGGACGGGCCAACGGGGGCAAACCAGACAAACGGGACCGAUACAACUGAAACGAUGGGCAAUCCCUAUGAAACAAACCCAGAUCGAAUCCCCCACGAUGACCCGUUUCUCGCGCAAAAUGCUCAAUACGGUCGAUAUACCUCACACCCCGAUGAUUUUACCCCUCCCGACAAGCACUGGUACCAGUCUGAUCCCGAGGCAAAUGCGUAUUGGCAGAAAGUUGCGCAAAGGUUUUGCACCUCGGGGAAUUCACUGAAUGUACCCGGGUCAAGGGAGGCAUUCGCUGCAGGCAGUGUAAUCCUCCGGGUCGACCGCGAGUCUGCCGAGGGCGCAGCUGCCGAGCGAUACUCGUGCGCGAACGCGAACGAAUUAUCCGCAGCGCGGAAAGUCGAGGAGUCGUUGAGGGAGAUUGGAGUUGCGGUGCCGGUGAUAUAUUUCUGUGGGACGAUUGAAGGCAGGAAUGUGACGGUCGAAUCUCGAAUCCCCGGUGUGUCACUGGAUGUUGCAUGGCGAUAUCUCAGCUCGGAACAGAUUGAGGUCGUGAAGAAUCAAUGUCGCCAAAUCAUGCUGCACCUGACAACCAUCGAUCCUGUCCCCGAAGAACCUUCCUACGUAUGCCGCGGACUCAAUUCACAAAAGCUGCCAUCAACGGAGGAGCAGGAGCGCGAUAUACUUCUUGCGGCGCGGAAUCCGGAGGAAGAGCUCAGUCUCACGCAUAACGAUCUCGUUCCGGCCAAUAUCAUCGUGAAAGAUGAUCGCAUCGUGGGCGUUGCUGGCUGGCGACAUAGCGGGUACUUUGGCCUCGAUCGAGCCAAAAAGGUACACCGACAGUUCAGGAAUUUGGAACCUCGCCAAAAGACGAAGGAUGGGAACACGGCAUGGAUUGAUCUAUACGACGACGCUUAUGACCCGAGUAAGGGCAUCCCCUUGGUCCCUAGCAGAGAUGCUGUGCUUCCACUUGUGAAAACAGAGCCUACUGGUUCAACACUGGAUAGGUUCCCUGUCAGCGAUGAGCUAGAAACGAAGUCAAUGGGCUGGGACGGGACAGGCGACUACCUGACGUCAAAGAAGCUCGCAGGUCUCAAGACCGGCAUUACUUCGCGCGCUUCUUCAACGGACCGAUCCUCUCCCGCACUGUCGGUCAAGCCAACCUCAAACAGGAAAGCUGCGUCAGCCGCUACGAAAAAAGGCACUGCAAAGAAGCCAGUUGCGAAGAAACGCAAGGUGAACGAUGCCGAUGCCGACAGCAUCGAUGGGCGCCGAUCAAACACCCCGGCAUCUCGCACUAGCAAGGGCCCUGGGAAGAAACAGGGUUCCGUUUCUAUUGCAGGAUCCCCGGCGCCUGAUGACAAGAAGAGGCGGGGCAAGGAGCAACUGGCAGACGAAGACGACGAGGACGUCGAAGAUGAGAAUGAACUGUUCUGUAUCUGCCGGCGACCGGACAAUCAUACAUGGAUGAUUGGAUGCGAUGGGGAAUGUGAAGACUGGUUCCAUGGCAAGUGUGUCAAAAUCGAUCCGCGAGAUGCAGACUUGAUCGAUAAAUACAUAUGCCCAAACUGCAGUAAGCGCGAUAACGGCUUUACAACAUGGAAACCAAUGUGCCGCCUCCCCGAGUGCCGCAAACCGGCUCGCGUCAAUCGCAAGAGCCCGAGCAAAUAUUGUUCCGAUGAGCAUGGUAGGGAAUUCAUGCUUCGACAAACCCGCCAGUUCAAGCUGGGACCUGCUCGAAAGGGCACCGAAGACUUGGGCAGUAUGGGUGGCAUCCUCACCCGGGGAGAUCUUAGAGCCGCGAUCCUGGGAGUAACCUCGGUGCAAGAGUUCCGGAAAUUGGGCAACCAGAUAAUUUCCACGCCCCCGGAAAGCAGCCGCGGUAGCCCAGCGUCUAACAUUAAGAAUGAGACGAAAACAUCAGCCGCUGAUAAGCUGUUUGAUGUCCAUGCUAGUGGCGUGGAAUACUCAGCCGACGAGGCAGCGAAGAUAGACAAGCUUCGCCAACGACGGGAUGACCUCCUUCAUCGAAAGGAGAUGCUCGCAGCUCGUUCGACUUUCGUUGGGCUCGUGCGCCAGCGAUCCAAGGCAGUCGUGGAAAGACUCAAGCAGAAUGAGCCAAAGGGUGGAUGGAAGGAUAUUUGUGGUUUCGAUUCGCGACUUGCGUGGGCUGACAAGGAAUUCGACGAGUGGCGACUCUCCGAGGCUGGCAAGAAGGCGCUGGAUGAAGGCACCCCCGAAGCCAUGGCAGCCAGCUAUCCUACCACGACUGAUGCCGACGGUGACAUCGCGAUGGACAAUGAUGAAAAAGAGGAUGCGAUGGCUGUCCUGACUCGGGGUAUCUGUAUCAAGAAACGCUGCGAGAGACAUAAGCAGUGGGUCAAGGUGCAACAGCAGGAUAUUGUCUUCGAAGAGGACGCAGCCGAGCAGGACCUUAAAAGAUACGAGCAAGAAGCUCGCUCCGUGGCAGAGCGUGCUGUGCUCAGGAAAUGGGCUGAAAAGGAGAAUGUUCCCUCCGUGGCCUGAUGGCAAUGAUCAGCAGAGCUCUGUUUCACACGUUGAGGACUAUUCACUCAUUUUUCGCGUCCGCCAGAGUGAAGUCGAAUUCGAUUUAGCAAGGGACACAAAAUCAUGAUACCCCCAUUCUCUAAUAAUGUAAAAGCGGUUGGUGGAUCGGAGUUGGUAUCCAGCAUUGCAAAACGGGCGCUUUGCGUGGGCGGAUCUGGUAGCAUACUUAUAAAACCUUUGCAUCUUUGCGUAUACGAGUAGCCCCGAUAUUGCAUCGAAAUACAACGACUGUGACCUUUUCCCGAUGAAGCAGCACCUCCUCUGUGUAGAAGCUCAUCGUUUGGGAGACCAUAUCCCCCAUUUCCCGAGUCCAGUGCCAAUUCGAUCCUUGAUGACCUCGGCAAUCUGUGUAGCUUUCACAUCCGAGAGCAAGAUGUGUGUAUCGAUCCCCUGGUCUAGGGUUCUCAUGAGGAGAGUAGAUAGCAGGGAUGUCCCUGGUAUUUGGAAGAUGGAAUGAAUACCAUCGUCGCCUGAUGGUCUUGCGUCCUCAUCAUUUGGUUUCUUGGUUUGGUUUAGAUCCGGUAGCUGGUUAGAAUCGAAAUGGACGGUGCCGAGGCCGCUUGUAUUGAUGAGGAUGAUGGAAAGCCAUGAGGCAUAUGCCCGAGCCAUGCGGGUUAGAUUUUGCUGCGUGGCUGCUAGUAAGGCUGUUCCUCGAACGGGGUUUGAAGCUCGAAUGACACCUUCAGCAAGGGUGUCGAGGCCAACCACGAUUAGGAUGACGGGUUGAGUGGGCUCCGCGGGGUUGUCUCGAUGCUGUGCUUGUCGCUUUUCUUGAAUCUCUUGGAGUGAUUCUGAUACUUUGCCGAUGGCUUGUGCGGCAUUUGGAAGUGUUUGCACUGGAAGUAGCUGCACUGUGUCAAGAAGUUGCAGUGCUUCUGCUCUUGAUAGGCCUGGCUCCCCAGAAGGAGAUUGCAGUGCAUUGAGCAGGAGCCUCGGGGCCAAGGCGUCAAAGUUGCUUGGAUAAAUGAUGAACGCGGUGGGCUCAGAAGAGUGAGCAAUUCUCAGCAAAUGAGAUGUGAGUAGGAAACGAGGGAUCUAGGAUGUGUUAGAUCAUGCUUUGUAGACCGUUAUACGAUAUGGGGUGUCCUACCUGCCCGAUAUACUCAUCGGUAUCCUUGCUUCUAGAUCUCAGCCUCGAGAACCCAAUGACAGCACCGCAGCGGAAAAUUGCAGAGUUGUUGAUUUGAAUCCCAGUAACCCAGUCAUCUUUCAGAUUCCAGUGGUCAUUUUGUCCUGCGUCAUGUACUGGAUUCCGCGUAUCCGUGAUCUUGGCCUCUGGCUUGGUGAGGAGAGAAUGGGCCAGAAUAGGAUAAGCAGGUUCCGCGGUGUAAACACUGGGAGCAGAGGCCAUUGUUUGCUCGUCCUGAUAAAUUAUAUCAACUUGUUGUUGCCCCAUGAAAUUCCAAAAUGAUCAUCAAUCUGUUGGACUGAGAGUUGACGAAGGAG